This is a messenger RNA of Triticum aestivum (bread wheat), 937 nucleotides long. RefSeq lists its product as uncharacterized. The record is from RefSeq and is a predicted model, not a curated record. NCBI's taxonomy places the organism in Eukaryota, Viridiplantae, Streptophyta, Magnoliopsida, Poales, Poaceae. The transcript has a single exon. Bases 152 to 676 code for a protein of 174 amino acids.
CUACGCUCAGCCUGCACUCAAAGGAAAAUAAAGUCCGCUCAGCCCCCUUGGCUUUCUUGAAAUUCUGCAUGCACCCCGGUCGAAGUCGGUUUGGUAGUGCCGAACCACGGCGCAGCGACCACACGAUUAACCUUAGCCCAACAAAAUAAAAAUGAAAAUUAGAGUGAGAGAGAGGCACACGAAAUUAACCGGAGCCCAACCCCUCCACGCCGGGCGCAACCUAAGAAGCAAACCACCGGCCAGGCCACAACCGCCGGCCAUGGAGCAGGCCCUCCGCGACCACGCGCCGGCCAGGGCGGCGGGGCGCAGGCCGACGCGGUUCACGGCUCUGGAGCUCGCGGCGGCCGAGCAGCUCCUCCACCUCAGCGAGAGCAGCUGCUCCUCGGGCGCUGCCUUCACGCCGCUAGGAUCGGGGACCGCCGCGUCGGCGGCCUGCUCCUCCUCCUCGCCUCGCUCCGUCAACGCUACGCCCGCCGCAACCGCGCUCGACCCCGUCGUCGGCUUCGGCGCGGAUCACGAGGAGGAGGACGACAAGCAGGAGGCGGGCGGGAGGCCGCGGGUGAGCAGGAGGUACCGCUCGGUAGCGGAGUUGUACGGCGCUACGGAUCCGGCUGGAGCGCGCCGGAGAAAGGGCAAGGCCGUCGCCGGCGACCCAAGGGAGGAGAGGAGGAAGUAGAAAGAGAUUAGAGGGUCACUCUUGCCUGUAAUUAUGGGCUGUUGUUAGCAGGGAGUAGUAGCCUGGGUAGAGAACGAAGAGAAGCUUUGCUUCUGCUUCUUCUCCGGUGUACGUAUGUGUAUCGCGUAGAUCAAGAAAUAAUGUUCUUCUCUUCACAGGAGGUAGAGUCACUAAGGUAGUUAGUUAGGAGCUUAAUCAGGUGUAAAUUAUUAUGCAUCAAGCUAGUCUUCAAUAAACCAGGAUGAAUAACUUGUGCUUGGA